AUGCCAAUACGCGUCGGUGGACGGUCCGGGGACAACCAUUCUCAGAGGGCAUCACCAUCCCCUUCGCAAACACCAACUUCCACGAGGCGUGGCCUAGCGGUCCGACAGAAGCUUGACAGGCGAAGUGCGUCUGGAACUAAAAGGAAGCGAACAAAUACCGUCACAUCAGAACCGCUCAGUACCCGCCGGAGAACUCUGGACGCAGGGACCGAUGAAGACAGUGGCCCAGGCGAAAGCGACUUCGAAGAUGUUUAUGAUCCUGACCAGCCCCUUCAAGAACGCCGGGUUGUGCAACAAGGGCUGAGAGAUCUUCUAAAGGGAAUUUCCGAAAACUCGGAGGAAUUCUUGAAAGGCGACUCACGGGGCUUGCACGAGACCAUUUUGAAAGCCAAUGAACUCUCCAAACAGUUGAAACAGACCACCGAAGCCACAAUCGAUUCACGCCUGCUCGUGAGCACCACUGAUCUGUCUUAUCGAAAAACGUUGCGUCUCACCCAGGGCAGCCUUUCGCAAGGUAUAGAUGUGGAUGAACUUGUUUCCAAGGCGAUCACAUAUAUGCGACAGGGUAGUGGGAUCGCCGAUGACAAUGCGCCAGAGCUAUCGAGCACGCAGCGGCAACGCAGAACCGUAUCACGGCGCAGGGGUCAUGGCGAUGAUGAUGACGACGACGACGACGACGAAAUAGGAGAUGAGGGCGACAUGAUGAACUGGCCGCACCUUGGCCAUUUUGCUUGCUUGCCACAUAUUCGACGACCCGCCGUUCCAGGAUUCCUAUUAGGACCAAUGUCUGUUGAGAAGAAAGCCCGCAAGAUUGCUAAGCGGACUGCUCCCUUUCGACCCAAUAACUUGACAGAGACUCGACCCGAGGUGCUCAACGUUGAGGAAUUAGCAAAGAGGGAGAAUGAUUUGACGGCGAUAUGCGGCAAGAUUUUACAACAUUUGCACAAAGUUCAGAUUGAGACACAAAAAGUCGUUGAAGAUUUGAUCGACGAUGAUAUGGAAGCGGAUGAACAAACAAGAAUUAUGCACCAGCACGGGCUUCGCAGCACUGGAGGAAUAGAUUUGAUGCGUUUUGUUGUCAACCCAAAGUCUUUUGGACAGACGGUUGAAAAUAUAUUCUACGUUAGCUUUCUCAUUAGAGAUGGGCGCGUCAAGGUCGAUUUUGACGAGUUCGACCUUCCUGCAUUAGAACCUGUUGAACGGGAGCCAGAAGAUGACGGAACCCAACGUCAUGGGGCGUCAAAGCACCAAGCAGUAAUAUCCAUGGAUGAAGGGAUUUGGCGUCAGAUUAUAGAUGUGUUCGACAUUACGGAGCCCAUGAUAAGUCAUCGGAGAGAGACUACACAUUCUGGGCCGGGUGCUCGUGGUUGGUAUAGCUAA
Metarhizium brunneum ARSEF 3297 is the source of this 1380-nucleotide messenger RNA. It is a transcript of the gene nse4, whose product is annotated as Non-structural maintenance of chromosome element 4. The record is from RefSeq and is a predicted model, not a curated record. NCBI's taxonomy places the organism in Eukaryota, Fungi, Ascomycota, Sordariomycetes, Hypocreales, Clavicipitaceae. Gene Ontology annotation, cellular component: nucleus; Smc5-Smc6 complex. Gene Ontology annotation, biological process: DNA repair.